Messenger RNA from Triticum dicoccoides, 1060 nucleotides. RefSeq names its product 26.2 kDa heat shock protein, mitochondrial-like. The coding region runs from base 143 to 775 and encodes 210 amino acids. The transcript has 2 exons. The record is from RefSeq and is a predicted model, not a curated record. NCBI's taxonomy places the organism in Eukaryota, Viridiplantae, Streptophyta, Magnoliopsida, Poales, Poaceae.
UUACAAAACUCCCUCCAUUUCCCACCCCGUCUCGCUCACCACAAGAAUCCAAAAUCAUCACAGCAGAAGAGAGAGAGAGGGAAAGGAGAGAGAAAGAAGAGAGAGAGAGAGAGAGAGAGACAGAGAGAGAGAGAGAGAGACCAUGGCUUCCGCCGUCGCUUGCAAGGGUGCCGCGCCGGCAGGCCUCCUCAAGUCCGGUGCUCCCGUGGCCUUCUGCGCGCCCCACUCCCCCGCCGUCAACGCCGCCCGCCGCCCGUACAACACCCAGGUCAAGGAGGUCAACCGCUACGACGACGACGACGACGACGACUACAGCGGCCGCGACCUCGUCAUCCCCAGCUUCUUCUCGCAGGACGUGCUCGACCCGCUCGGCGCGCCGACCAGCAUGGCCCGUCUGCUGUCUCUGAUGGAGGACGUUGCAACUCAGACCGGCCUCUCUUCCACUGCCGGGGCAUCGCGGCUCGGACGCUGGGUGGCCAAGGAGGACGACGACGCGGUGUACCUCAAGGUGCCGAUGCCCGGGCUGACCAAGGAGCACGUGAAGGUGCGCGCGGACAAGAACAUCCUGGUGAUCGAGGGCGAGGGCGAGAAGCAGCCCUGGGACGGCGACGACGACUCCGCGGUGCCGAGGUACAACCGCCGCAUCGAGAUGCCCGCUGACGCGUACAAGUUGGACAAGAUCAAGGCCGAGAUGAAGAAUGGCGUGCUCUGGGUGACCCUGCUCAAGGUGAAGGAGGACGAGCGCAAGGACGUGUUCCAUGUCAAGGUCGAGUAGGUAGUGGUAGCGGUAGUGCUCAUGCAGGAUGGCCGGCGCGAGAGUGUGAGAGACGCCCUGUUGAUCUGGUCAUGUUUGGUGUCUUUCUUCCUUGUUUUGCUUCGUUGAUCGUCUUGGAUCGAGUUGGUGGUGGUCUGGCGGUGAAGUUGGUCGCGAAGUCUGUUAAUUUCCUCUAGUUUGGCAUAUGAUGAACUUACUUUGGUGGUGAAAUUGGUCAUGAAAUUCUGUUGAUUUCCUCAAUUUGGUAUAUGAUGAACUGAUUUGGUGGGGAAUUUGGUCAUGAAA